Molecule: messenger RNA, 2232 nt
Organism: Oikopleura dioica
Lineage: Eukaryota; Metazoa; Chordata; Appendicularia; Copelata; Oikopleuridae
Source: the annotation of a GenBank genome assembly
AUGAUAGUUUUUCUUUUGCUUGCCCUAGCGCAGGCCGAAGUGAUUUGCGAUUACGAUGAACCAUGUCUUAAAGCUUGCACGGAUACUGUGUGCGAAUACUACUGGAACAUUGAAAACCGAUUCUCUCAAACAUGGCGGACAACGGAUUUUGGCGAAAACCGAAGUUACCCUAAGGGAGCUCUGAGAGACUUUCCGAUUCAGUGGAAUAAAACAAAGAACAAUUUCGACAUUAUCCAAGAAGGAAUCAACGUCGACGUCAACGAGGUUAUUGACGAAAAUGGAAAUGUUCGAGAUCCUCUUGACGAUCUUGAGAAUCUUCUGCUUCUGGACGGGCAGCGGAUGCGCAAAGUGAUCACAAUCAACGGCCAGAUCCCGGGUCCAAACAUCAUUGUCAACAAAGGAGCACUUGUGAAGAUUCACGUUAAGAGCACAAUGCAUGAAGAAUCAUUUACUCUCCAUUGGCACGGCUUGCAUCAACUCGACAACUACUGGAAUGACGGCGCUGCUAUGGUCUCCCAAUGUCCAAUCGACGCUCAUAACGAGUUUACAUACGUCAUGAGAGCUGAAAACAGCGGCACCCACUGGUACCACUCGCACUACAUCAUCCAGCGCGCUGACGGACUCCACGGAGCGUUCAUCAUUUUGGAAGAAGACGAAAAGGACGAAGAGAUAAGCUGGAUGCCACUGGUUGUGACGGACUGGUGGAACACCGAUUCGACUUUUUUGGCUGGAAACGAUCCGUACCGAUAUGGAAAUACUCUUGGAAAGCGCAUGACUGGUUCAGGGUUGAAAGCUUGCCGCACUGAUGAAAAAUCAUUCAUGACGGGCGUAAAAAUGAGCACUUUUUGCGUUGACUCAAUCGUCGCUAACGGAAGAGGCCAGUAUCGAACAAACGAAGACGAGUUUGAAUUCAGCGUCCUUGAAGAGUAUCGCGUUUCGAAAACAACCACAAGGAUUCAGCUCAAAACAAUUCAUGCUGGUUUCGAACAUCCGAUUCUGGUCCGAGCCGUGGACGGUCGAAAACUUACAAUAACUGCUCAAGAUGGUCGCCGAGUCCUUCCAGAAGAAGGCGAUGGAAUAUUUAUGGGCGUCGGAGAAACUCUGAAUAUUGAAGUCGACUUUCCUCUCGAAGAAGAAUGGAUAGAACUCAUCGCUGAAGUCAUGUUUGAAGGAAUCGGAAAGAAGUCCGAAUAUCACGAAAAACCCUAUGUCAAGAUCACAUUUUCCCGGGACGCUUCAGUGAGUCAAUUUGAAAUAAAAAAACAACUCGUCGCAGCAUACCCAGAAUCGAAUGUAGUAGAGCCGUUCUCUUUUCACACAGAAAAUGAGGUUUCGGAAAAAGUUCUUCUGAAUUGUCCAGCAAAAACGAUCGGAGAUAUGUCUUGCAAGACAGUUGUUGAUUUUAAACGAGAUCCGAAAUACGAGUCGCGUUUCGCAAAUCCGCCACCUUCGAUCGAAGAGAAGCCUGAUCGAGUGAUUGAUGUAAAUAUGAAUUUCGCAAUUGGACCGGCAAUCAAUGGACUCGAGUUCAAAUAUCCAGAGACCCCGUUUUUCUUUGGUGUGGAAAAUACCGAAAAAACGCAGUGCACAGCGGCGAUGAUCGCUGAUGGAGGACAUUGUACUCAGAUUAUUGAGGUGAAGAAGGGAGAGCUUGUUGAAUUCAGAGUUACCGCAGCAGAACAUCUCGAAAAUAUGGCCCGACGAUGGCAGUGGACCUACCACGGAAUUCAUCUUCAUGGAUACGAAUUCGUUGUCACCGACAUUGGCUUUGGAGUUGCCAAUCAAACAACUGGCUUUAUCGAGCAAAUCAACCCAGUUAUUCAUUGCAAAGAUGAUCAAAUAAAAUGCAAUCGCGCAAAAUUUGACGACCAAAUGCUCGAAAAUAUCCGUUCGGACCGGGAUGAUCAUAUUUUAAAGAAUACUGUGAUUGUUCCUGCGAUGGGUUACGUCGUUUUUCGCUUACGCGCGAAUAAUCCAGGAGUGUGGCCUUUCCAUUGCCACCAACUUUUCCAUAACUACGAAGGAAUGGCAGUCGCCCUUUUCGUUAAAGAUGAAGAAGAAAACAAGCCGUUUUCAUACUUGCCAAAAGAGAUGCCUCGCUGCCACAAUUAUCAUCCAAAAGACAUUGCGAUCAACGAAGAGCCAAUUCUCCGAACAAAUUCAAUGAACAAAACUCAGUUUUCUCCACUGCUAUUUGCACUUACCGUCUUCCUUUUCCAUUAUAUAUACUAA